Coregonus clupeaformis (lake whitefish) is the source of this 2002-nucleotide messenger RNA. Its product is annotated as spondin-2-like. The record is from RefSeq and is a predicted model, not a curated record. Gene Ontology annotation, biological process: cell adhesion. The transcript has 6 exons. Gene Ontology annotation, cellular component: extracellular matrix. NCBI's taxonomy places the organism in Eukaryota, Metazoa, Chordata, Actinopteri, Salmoniformes, Salmonidae. Bases 198 to 1190 code for a protein of 330 amino acids.
GUAGAAAGGUAGAUCUGGAGAGAGAUAGAAGAGAGUGAGGGAGAAAGACUGAUAAGGUCCCUGAUCCUGCAACCACACAGAGUAUAGAGAGAGAGAGAGAGAGAAGAAGAGAGAGAGUGGCUGGAGCUGAGUAUUCCUGAGCUGUCCUGCAGUCUUGCUGAUAUAUUCUCUGUCACUGUCCGACUCGUUCUGACCAGAUGAUGUCAUCGGAACUCCUGUCCUUUUGUUGGCUGCAACAGCUGCUGGUGGUGCUCCUGAAGCUCACCCUGUCCUCCGCCGGACCGACCAAUUGGACAGAGUGUACGGCUAGAGGUCCUGCCUCCUACAUCCUGGUCUUUACGGGUCACUGGAGCCCCCAGACGUUUCCUAAACAGUACCCACUGUUCCGUCCCCCUGCACAGUGGUCCAAACUCAUAGCUAUCACCCAUAACAAGCAGCACCGGCUGUUUCAGGAGGGGGCGCUGGCUAGUAUAGGGGUGCAGAACUUCGCUGAGGUCGGGGUGACAGUAGAGCUGGUGAAGGGGGCGAAGGAUGCCAGGAAGAGACGGGCUGUCGGUGCCAUGUACAGAACAGCGGGCAUCGCCACUGGCAUUGGGCACAGCUCCACAGAACUGCUGCUGCAACCACGGAGCCCACUGCUCUCUCUGAUGGUGAAAGUGAUCCCCAGCCCUGAUUGGUUCGUGGGUAUGGACAGUCUCAACCUCUGUGAAGGCGGCCAGUGGAAACAGGAAGUGACCCUUGACCUCCAACCCUUUGACGCGGGAACAGACAGCGGCUUCACGUUCUCCUCACCUAACUACCCCACCGUCCCCCAGGAAAACAUCACACGGAUAACUUCCCAGAUGCCCAACCACCCAGCCAACUCCUUCUACUACCCCCGUCUCACAGAGCUCCCGCCCAUAGCCUCAAUACGGCUAACCAGACAGAGCCGUUCAUCCUCCCGUCAAACUCCCAUGUCCAAUCACAUUCUGCCUCAACCUAUCCACCCUCAACACUUCUCAGAGACACCUUUGGACUGUGAGGUGUCUCUGUGGUCGUCCUGGGGUCUGUGUCUGGGGCCCUGCUCCAGGGGAGGGGUCCGCCACCGUACCCGCUACAUCCUCCUGUGGCCGGCUAACACUGGAGCCCCCUGUCCUGAGCUGGAGGAACAGACCGAGUGCACGCCACACAACUGCCUGAAGCCCCAGUGACCCAUGGUUGAGUAGGGUGAAGUUGCCCCUAGACACUGAUCUAAAGUAUUUUAGGUUUAGGCCAGUAAGGUUCGGAUUCGGUUGGGGACGGUAUGCUGAUCUUAGAACUGUUCUUAGGGGGAAAUUCUAGUUGGAGCAACUCCCAUGCCCGUCUCCAAGGUAACACUGGGACUCAUACACAGUGCCGGACUCCACAAACAGAAAACAAUAAUGCAAGCAAUGGACUCUUUCACUGCAGAAUGCCAGUUUAGUCUUAAAUGGAGUUGACUUUUUGAUGUGGUCUUGGUAUAGAGUACUCUACCAAUUUAAAUUCCAACCAGUCCUCCAAUACUUUUCCUUGAGGACUUGUAUUAAGAAACACUGUUGUUGACCGAUGACAAGCAUCCACAUGACAAAAGAGAACAAUGACAUUAUCAGUGGACAUGACAAGCAUCCACAUGACAAAAGAGAACAAUGACAUUAUCAGUGGACAUGAGCGACACAAAGCUAUGUAGAGUAUGUCCUUGCACAUAAAUAAUACUCUCUUACUUUGUGGAACCUGGGGCAUUGAUUUACAUGGGAAUCCUACACGAUGCUCAGCUCAGCGCACAGCCAUCAUUCAACAACCACACAGACAAAUUUAUAAAUACCCUUUUCACAAGACACAACUGAAGGCUAACUAUAGCCUGGUACCCCAUGUCAGGAAACCCAAGCCAAGUUGGAGCGAGGCGGUUUUAUAAAAGAAAAAUGGAGACCGUUUUUUUUAGCAGUUAUAUUACAUUUACAUUUACAUUUACGUCAUUUAGCAGACGCUCUUAUCCAGAGCGACUUAC